AUGUUUGGGCCACAUAGGAGUCAUCCAGUGCUGCUGCAGGGAGAGACAUCUGUCGGUAAGACCAGCCUCAUCUGCUGGCUGGCUGCAGCCACCGGAAACCAGUGUGUGAGGAUCAACAACCACGAACACACUGACAUCCAGGAGUACAUCGGCUGCUACUCGUCUGACGAUCGAGGCAAACUGGUGUUUAAAGAAGGUGUUCUGAUCGAUGCCAUGAGGAAAGGCUACUGGAUCAUUCUGGAUGAGCUGAACCUCGCCCCCACUGAUGUCCUGGAAGCUCUCAAUCGGCUGCUAGAUGACAACAGGGAGCUGUUUGUGACUGAGACCCAGGAGGUCAUCAAGGCUCAUCCCAGAUUUAUGUUGUUCGCAACCCAGAAUCCUCCUGGUCUUUACGGUGGCAGAAAGGUUCUCUCCAGAGCUUUUAGGAACCGCUUUGUGGAGCUCCACUUUGAUGAGCUGCCCAGUGACGAGCUGGAGACCAUUCUUCAUCAGAGGUGCAACUUACCUCCAUCUUACUGCACCAAGCUGGUCAAAGUCAUGCUAGACCUUCAGUCAUUACGCAAAGGAUCGUCUGUGUUUGCGGGCAAGCAUGGCUUCAUCACAUUAAGAGAUCUGUUCCGCUGGGCAGAGCGCUACAGGCUGGAGGAGCAGACAAAGGCCUCUCAAGACUGGCUGCAGCAUUUAGCAGAUGAUGGGUACAUGCUGCUGGCAGGACGUGUGAGAAAGCCUGAAGAAGAGGCCACCAUCCUGACCAUCCUGGAGAAGCACUUCAAGAGAACAGUGAACCCCGAAGAACUGUUCUCUCAAGAACAAGUCACCACCCAGUUCAGUCCACUGACACACAUGGUCUCCAGAGUACCAGAAGAGUUCCACCAUGUGAUCUGGACUCGUGGCAUGAGGAGGCUGGCUGUGCUGUUGGGCCGGGCUCUGCGGUUUGGCGAGUCUGUCCUGCUUGUAGGAGACACUGGAUGUGGAAAAACCACUGUAUGUCAGCUUUUUGCUUCCCUUGCUGGGAAGAAGUUCUUCUCGGUCAACUGUCACAUGCACAUGGAGACAUCUGACUUCCUGGGAGGCCUGAGACCCGUCAGACACACACGCCAGACUGAUGGGGACGAUGCCAAGCUGUUUGAGUGGCAUGAUGGACCACUGGUGCUGGCCAUGAAAGAAGGAGGAGUGUUCCUCAUGGAUGAGAUCUCCCUGGCAGACGACUCGGUGCUGGAGAGGCUCAACAGUGUGCUUGAGACAGAAAAGUCCCUGGUGCUGGCUGAGAAGGGGAGCGGAGACGACGAUGACGUGGAGCUGAUCAGAGCAGACGCAGGUUUCCGUCUUGUUGCUACCAUGAACCCUGGAGGAGACUUCGGCAAGAAGGAGCUCUCUCCUGCUCUCAGGAACCGCUUCACAGAGAUCUGGUGUCCUCAGUCCAACAGACGCAGUGACCUGGUCCACAUCAUCCAACAUAACCUUCGCCCCGGCCUCUCACUGGAAGGGGGCGACAUCGCGGAGCUGAUGCUGGACUUCAUCGGGUGGCUGACCCAGCAAGACUUCGGUCGUCGCUGCAUUCUGAGCGUCAGAGAUAUCCUGUCCUGGGUUAACUUCCUCAAUGCUGUGAGCCAGCCGGACAGCAGCAGCUCCAUGAAUGUGGAGGCUGUGGAGGAAGAAGAGGAAACAAAUGGUCUGGACACCAUUACAGCGUUUGUCCACGCUGCAUGUUUGGUGUACAUAGAUGGCAUUGGCUCAGGAACCACAGCGUCGUGUGAAGAUGAUGCUCUCUCAGCUCGGCAGAUGUGCCUGGGCUUCCUGCAGCAGAGGUUGAGGAAGAUGACCAGGCUGGAUCAGGAGGUGAUGGACAACCUGAGACUCUACGACAGCAGCUUGCUGCGAGAACCCCGGUGGGGAGAAGACUUCUUUGGUAUCGAGCCCUUCUACCUGAACCUGGCCUCUCAGUCGGUCUUAGAGGGCCUGAACGCCUGCUUUGACCACAGAGCCGAGAUCUACGUUCCUGAACUGGGCAUGAGUUUUCACGUUCAGCAUGAGAAGACCAAGAUCUUUGGCUGUCAGAACCCGUUCACUCAAGGGGGUGGGCGUAAAGGAUUACCCAAAUCUUUCCUCAACAGAUUUACUCAGGUUUUUGUGGAUCAGCUCACCAGCAACGACUUGGAGUUCAUAGUUGAUUCAAUGUUUCCCAGCAUUGACAAGGAAAUCCUCACAAAAAUGGUGGCAUUCAGUAACAGACUGAUUCAGGAGGUGUGCGUGGAGAGGCACUGA
This is a messenger RNA of Nematolebias whitei (Rio pearlfish), 2265 nucleotides long. RefSeq names its product midasin. Gene Ontology annotation, molecular function: ATP hydrolysis activity; ATP binding. The record is from RefSeq and is a predicted model, not a curated record. NCBI's taxonomy places the organism in Eukaryota, Metazoa, Chordata, Actinopteri, Cyprinodontiformes, Rivulidae. Gene Ontology annotation, biological process: rRNA processing; ribosomal large subunit assembly. The coding region runs from base 1 to 2265 and encodes 754 amino acids. The transcript is spliced from 16 exons. Gene Ontology annotation, cellular component: preribosome, large subunit precursor.